Molecule: messenger RNA, 1522 nt
Organism: Heterocephalus glaber (naked mole-rat)
Lineage: Eukaryota; Metazoa; Chordata; Mammalia; Rodentia; Bathyergidae
Source: RefSeq, a predicted model, not a curated record
GCCCCGCGGCAGGCCCUACCGGCCGCGACUCCGGGCUUGGCCCCGGCCCUAGCUCUUCGGCGGUGUAUUGGGGCGCGUGGAGUCUGUAGUCACGGUGGCACCCGCGGGGACGGAGGAGGGAAUGAGUGAAGAGGAGCAGGGCUCCGGCACUACCACGGGCUGCGGGCUGCCCAGUAUAGAGCAAAUGCUGGCCGCCAACCCGGGCAAGACCCCGAUCAGCCUUCUGCAGGAGUAUGGGACCAGAAUAGGGAAGACGCCCGUGUACGACCUUCUCAAAGCCGAGGGCCAAGCCCACCAACCUAAUUUCACCUUUCGGGUCACCGUUGGCGACACCAGCUGCACUGGUCAGGGCCCCAGCAAGAAGGCAGCCAAGCACAAGGCAGCUGAGGUGGCCCUCAAACACCUCAAAGGGGGGAGCAUGCUGGAGCCGGCCCUGGAGGACAGCAGUUCUUUUUCUCCCCCAGACUCUUCACUGCUUGAGGACGCUCCAGUUUUUACCACUGUGGCAGUUGCUGCUCCUGUUCCAUCUGCUGUCCUAACGAGCUUUGGCUUGGGCCCUUUUUCCUUUAGGUGUCCCCCCAUGGAGCUGCAGCCCCCUGUCUCCCCUCAGCAGUCUGAGUGUAACCCUGUUGGUGCUCUGCAGGAGCUGGUGGUGCAGAAGGGCUGGCGGUUGCCAGAAUACACGGUGACCCAGGAGUCUGGACCAGCCCACCGCAAAGAGUUCACCAUGACCUGCAGAGUGGAGCGUUUCAUUGAGAUUGGUAGUGGCACUUCCAAAAAGCUGGCAAAACGUAAUGCGGCAGCUAAGAUGCUGCUUCGAGUGCACACAGUGCCUCUGGAUGCCCGGGAUGGCAAUGAGGCAGAGCCUGAUGAUGAUCACUUCUCCAUUGGUGUGGGCUCCCGCCUGGAUGGACUUCGGAGCCGGGGCCCAGGCUGCACAUGGGAUUCUCUGCGAAAUUCAGAGGGAGAGAAGAUUCUGCACCUUCGAAAUUGCUCUCCAGGCUCCCUAGGUGCUCUGGGCUCUACCAGCUGCAGCAUGCUCAGUGAGCUCUCAGAGGAGCAGGCCUUCCAUGUCAGCUACCUGGAUAUUGAGGAGCUGAGCAUGAGUGGGCUCUGCCAGUGCCUAGUGGAACUUUCCACCCAGCCAGCUACUGUGUGUCACGGCUCUGCAACUACUAGGGAGGAAGCUCGAGGGGAGGCUGCUCGCCGUGCCCUGCAGUACCUCAAGAUCAUGGCAGGCAGCAAGUAGAGCCCCAGCUGGACUCACAGAUGUGCACCCUUUGCUCCCUGCUCUUUCUGUUUCUGGGGCCACGCAUCUGCCCACUCAGGUACCCUGUGGAGGUGUCAUCUCUACCUCUGACACAGACUACCUGCCUUGAGGCUGAGGAGGGCACCAGGCAAGGAGCCAGGGACCACACGGCCUCAGUCAGCCCAGGAUCUGACCUCAUUCUGUGGGUGAUGAUGAGUGGGAAGGAAAUUGGGGGCCUUACUGAGUCCAGAAUAAACAUGCACUCUGUGAUUU